Molecule: messenger RNA, 4085 nt
Organism: Tribolium castaneum (red flour beetle)
Lineage: Eukaryota; Metazoa; Arthropoda; Insecta; Coleoptera; Tenebrionidae
Gene: glu
Product: gluon
Exons: 15
Coding region: 215-4048 (1277 amino acids)
Biological process (GO): mitotic chromosome condensation
Cellular component (GO): condensin complex; chromosome
Molecular function (GO): ATP binding; protein binding; ATP hydrolysis activity
Source: RefSeq, a predicted model, not a curated record
ACUCAGUUAGUUACUGAAAAUAAGGGGGCGAUUUACACUUAUUACACGACCCGUAUUAAUACAUGAAUUAAAUAAUGCAACUAACUUCACCCUAAACAAAACAACGCAACAUAACCGUUAAAAUUUGAAAUUUCUUCGUGCUUUGUGUUUUCAACGAGUUUAGUUGUGUUAUGCUUGUGUUCCGCAGUUUCUUGUAUGUUAUGUAUGUGUAAAAAUGACGGAAAACAGAGGAAAGAAGCGCGAACACCCAGACAACAGCCAAGUCGAAGAAGACUUGAACUUUUCGGACGAAGAGGGUAUUUAUGUGGAUGAUAUUUACAUUCCGCCCCCUUUGAAACGUAGGAACGUCGAGAAGUCGCAAACUCGCUUAAUAAUCACAAAGAUCGUGAACAAUUAUUUUAAAAGUUACGCUGAAAAUGUAGUUUUGGGGCCCUUCUCUAAGUGUUUUAAUGCCAUCAUUGGCCCCAACGGUAGCGGCAAGAGCAAUGUCAUUGAUUCGAUGCUGUUUGUGUUUGGAUAUAGGGCCACUCGCAUGAGGUGCAAAAAAUUAUCAGUGUUGAUUCACAAUUCUGAACGGUAUCCUAAUGUUCAGUCUUGCAAUGUGGCGGUGCAUUUUUGUGAAAUCGUAGAUAAGCCCGGGGAAGAGUAUGAGGUUGUUCCAGGUAGUGAAUUUGUCGUGUCAAGGACUGCCAAUAGAGACAACAGUUCGUUUUAUGAGCUCAAUGGACGAAGAGUCCAAUUUAAGGAAAUUGGGAAAUUGUUGAAGGGGCAUGGAAUUGAUAUCGACACUAACAGGUUUCUGAUUUUGCAGGGCGAAGUUGAGGAAAUCGCAAUGAUGAAAUGUAAAGGAGCAAAUGAAAACGAAAUAGGAAUGUUGGAAUAUCUGGAAGAUAUCAUUGGAACACACAGAUACAAAAAACCCUUGGAGCAAUUAAAUGAGAGAAUAGAAUAUUUGUCGGAUUUGCGCACUGAAAAACUCAACAGACUCACAUUGAUUGAAAAACAGUUGGAACAACUCAAGGGACCUAUGGAAGAAGCGCUUACUUUUCUGAAAACAGAGAACAAAAUUGCAGUUUGUAAGAAUUUCUUGCAUCAGAAAGAAUUACAUGAUUUAGAAGCUGAAGUGAAAGAAGUGGAAGAAGACAAGGCGAAGUUAACACAAAGUCGUGACGGUUUAAUUGCAGAAUUGAAAACCAUUUCAGAUGAAAAAACUGAAAAAGAGAAAAUUUUGAAGCAAGAAGCUGGAAAAUAUGAAAAGUUGCAACAGAAAAAGGAUCAACUCAAGGAUGCUUUCAAUGCGGCUGAUAAAAAGGAUGCCCAACUACAAGCCGAAAUGACAAACACUAACAAUAACAGGAAAAAAUUUAAGCAACAGCUGGAAGAUGAAAAAAAGAAACUAAUUAAGUUACAAAAAGUGCCUGAAGAAAAUGCAAAACUCAUUGGAGAGUGUGAGAAGCGAGAGCGUGAUUUAACAUCACAGCACGAAAAAUUACAAGCAGAGAAGGCAAAAUUAAUGGAAAAUAUCGGUCAUGAGACGAAAGAUCUACAAGUGAAGAAAGAACAGUUUGAAACUAAACUUGGUAAACUCAAAAAGACAGUUGACACAACAAAAAAUGAGUAUGAUUUGGCUUCCACGCAAUUAAAUUUUGCCCGAAGCAGUGAAGAAACCGAACAAGAAAAGCUUAACCAACUUCGUGAAACGAUUAAAAACAAAGAGGCUUGUAUUAAAGAACGUUCUGGAGAGGUGUCGCAACUUAAAAAGAAAAUUCCUCUUACGGAAAAGUCACUCAAUGACGCGCAACAUGAACUAGACGCAGUUAAAUCCGAACAAAAUCAAAUUGAACAUGAAAUUAGACGACAAAGGAUGUCUUUGGAGGAGACUCGUGCUUCCAUGAACAGUUCCAAGUCACGUGGGAGAGUUUUGGAUGCUUUGAUGCAACAGAAGCGUGAAGGGAAAUGUCCAGGGCUCUAUGGACGUCUUGGUGAUUUGGGGGGCAUUGACCAAAAAUAUGACGUGGCCAUUUCAACUGCGUGUGGACCAUUGGACAAUGUUGUGGUUGAUACAGCAGAUACAGCUGCAUGGUGUAUUGAUUUUUUAAAAACUCACGGGAUUGGAAGAGUUACUUUUAUCGCACUUGAUAAACAGGAAUAUUUGAGGGAACGUGCCAACACCAGAAUUCAAACACCUGAAAAUGUGCAUCGCUUGUAUGACCUCAUUCAAGUGCAAGACGACACAGUCAAAACUGCCUUUUACUACGCGCUGAGAGACACUUUAGUUGCGGACGAUUUAGAUCAAGGCACCAGAAUUGCAUUCGGUGCCCAACGCUUCAGGGUGGUAACACUGAAAGGGGAAAUCAUGGAACCUUCCGGUACCAUGAGUGGUGGUGGAAAGACAGUAAGCAGGGGUCGAAUGGGUCGAACCGUCCUCACAUCCACUAUAGAUCCCAAAGAGUUGGAAAAAAUGCAAGUAAAUAUCGAGAAAAAAGAAGAACGUCUGCGACAACUGACUCAGAAAAUGAAUAGUUUGGAAAGCCAAAUCAGGACAUUAAAACCCGAAUUUGAUCAAAUGAGAAUCAAUUACGAGAAAUUCAGCAAAGAUCUCCAGUCGUUGAAUGAGGAACAACCGUUACUCUAUGAAAAGUUGCGUCAACAAGAAACUGUCGCAAAAUCGACCAAAUCUGACCCUAAAGAAAUCAAGAAGUUGGCGGCGAUUGUUGACGAAAAGAAAGCCGAAUAUGAGAAAGCUCUUAAUAUUAUGAAAGAAAUUCAAGACGAAGUUGACAACUUAAACAAAGCCAUUAAAGAAAAAACAAGCGGAAAACUGGUGGGUGUUGAGAAAAAAAUUGACGAAGCUGUGAAGAUGAUUGAGAAAUGUAAAACGGAAAUCACUCGACUUAAAGUUGCAAUAACAACGUCUCAAAGAAAUUUAGAUAAGACUACGCAAAAAAUUGCAACAUUGGAACAAAAUAUUGUCGACUGUGAAAACAGGUUAAGAACCAUGAAGCAAGAAAGGGAUGAAAUUGAAGCUGAUGGACAACAGUUACUGAAAUGUAUUGAAGAUAUUACCGAGAAGUUGACACAGGGCAAGGAUGAUAACGUGGCGUUGAAGGAAGAAGUGACUGUUCUUACAUCCAAAGAGAAAGAACUACUACUUAAGAAAGUCGAUAUUGAUCAGGCCUUCAAAGCCAUUAACAAAAAAGUGCAAGAUUAUAAAACUACUACCAAUCACUUGUGCGCAAAAUUGAAGCAAUUGAAAGUGCACGAUGUCCCUGAAGAACCGUCUGAACUCAAGACUUACACCGAAGAGGAACUGGAAUCAAUCAACGUCGAACAGAUAAAAUUGGACUUGCACGCAGCCCAAACUGCGAUAAAAGACAUGGAACCAAACCUCAACGUCAUCGAAGAAUAUCGCGUGAGUCAAAAUGUUUACAUGGAAAGGUCGCGAGAUGUAGAAGAGGUGACGCGCAGACGAAGCGAGGUAAAAAGUGUAUUGGACAACGUGAAGACACAACGACGCAAUGAAUUCAUGCAAGGUUACAACACAAUCCGACUCAAACUGAAAGAAAUGUACCAAAUGAUCACACUUGGAGGUGAUGCCGAUUUUGAGAUUGUGGAUCCUUGCGACCCGUUUGCAGAAGGAGUGCAAUUAAAUGUGAGGCCGCCACGUAAGUGUUGGAAGACGAUUUCGAAUUUGUCAGGUGGUGAAAAAACAUUGUCGUCGUUGGCUUUAGUUUUUGCCUUGCAUUAUUAUAAACCAUCGCCUCUUUAUGUCAUGGAUGAGAUUGAUGCAGCUCUCGAUUUUAAGAAUGUUUCCAUUGUUGCGCACUAUAUUAAAGAGAGGACGAAAGAUGCACAAUUUAUUAUUAUCUCGUUGCGAGCUAACAUGUUUGAAUUGUGUGAUCUUUUAGUUGGAAUUUAUAAAAUUUUUAACUGUACGCGAUCGAUCACAGUUGACCCAUAUGCGUUUGAAAAGGAGAGGAAACAACAGAAUGGUGAAAAUAAGGAGAAUCAGGUAGAACAAAAUGGAAUAGUUAAUGGUAACUGUUAAGAUGGUUUAAAUGGUAAAAUAAAUUUUGCGAUUUUUA